This is a messenger RNA of Blastomyces dermatitidis ER-3, 1048 nucleotides long. RefSeq lists its product as uncharacterized. NCBI's taxonomy places the organism in Eukaryota, Fungi, Ascomycota, Eurotiomycetes, Onygenales, Ajellomycetaceae. The record is from RefSeq and is a predicted model, not a curated record. The transcript has 3 exons. Gene Ontology annotation, cellular component: nucleus. Bases 256 to 792 code for a protein of 178 amino acids.
UGAAGCUAUUAUUAUAUUAAUAAGAAAAAGAUAAGAAGAAUGAAUAAUAUUCCUGCGAUAUUUUUAUUAUAAAAGGAAUUUUCUGCAAGGUUGAUCUUAAAUUUACUGGUUUUCCAACAGGAAGGACAAACAAUAGGAAUUGAAAAAGAAGAAGACCCAGCAAAAUCCUAUCAAUCAAUCAAACAGCCACAGCCCAGCUGCUUUAUCGAAAUUCCACUCCGUCGACAACAGGAAGAGAAGAAGAAAUAACAAAAAAUGGCGAGAAGCCUCAACAAAGUCCAGAAGCAUAUCUCCAAAAAGCGCGGGAAGGUGGAUUCACUGCACGAGAACAGUCGCGAUGCAAAGCGACUGCGACGGGCUGGCGGGAGGGAGCAUAAAUUGGCCGUCGCGGCUUCGGUGACGAUGAAGGGGAGGCAGUCGUUUGUGGACCGAGUUCAUUUCUUCAAGGAAAACAUCCCAGAGCCACCCGCCUCCAUGUCGGAUGGGGAUAUGGUUCAGUUGAUUACAAGAUUCAUCGCCCGCAACCAACCCGAACUAGAUCAAUUACAAAAAGAGCGACGGCCGGGCAGGCCACCGGUGAAGCGCGAGGAGAUCCUCCGGGAGAGGAUGGAGGCGGAGAAUAGAGAGUUUGAGAGCGGCUUCUGGCUGCCGGAUAUGGGCGCUGAGGACAAUGUGAAGAAACUGGGGGCGUGGAAUGGGGAGUGGUCAUCGAUGAGUACGCUGGGGUUUGUGAGGGUGGCUAGGGAUGGGACGAGGCAGCAGUCGAUAUUUCCGCCGAAGGGGCUGUCGUGAUGUUUAUAUAUAGAUUUUACUAACCUCCGUUUAACGAUAUUCAGAUUUGUUAGUUCUUUUCUUCUGCAAUGUUUUGUCUGUUCUUGAAGAUAAUGUCAAUUUCCUUCAUUGAUCUGCUAUGAACCGAACAUCAUCGCUCCCAAAAGGAGCAGAGGACAGCAUCCCUUGUAUAUGAAGUAGCGGUAGAAUUCGAUGUUGCCAUUGCGCUUGAUUGAACAUCUCCUUUAAUUUUUCGCAGAAGCAGCCUCAGGCAUGG